CCUACUCUCCACCACCCGCUUCCCUCCUUCCGAGCGAAGUGAAGAGAGCUGGCCAGAGCUAGGGGAGCAUGAUGGCUGAGGCCCCAGAGGAAGCUCAGAUGCCAGGGACCCCAGGUCAGGAUUGAGCGAGAGCAGAGCAAUGGGCUCCUCUGGACCCGGGUUUGCAGUGAUGGAGACACCAAGGAUUCUGAGGUCUUCAGAUGCAGGAAGUGAAAGGAGGUGUGGGGCAGACUGCACCUCUGUUUCCUUCUGGUCCAGUGCUUCUCUCCCAAAUGAUAAAAUUGAGGAAGUCAUGGGAACUCAAAAGAAGCGGAAAGGGAGUAGACACUCCCUGCAAGAGGAAAGCAGAGCUGGCCCCGUAUCCAGCUGCCCUGUGCACACCACGUCUGCCUGCGUUUUGAUUUCAAUUCCAUCCUGUUAUUUACUGCCCCAAUCAGGGAAACGGGAGAUUCCCAGAUUAUAGACUCCUGGUCUUUCAGACACAAAGACCAGCAGGUCUCCAGUCACUUAGGUGGCUCCUCCUUCAGUCACCUCCAUCCCAACUCUGCAGGAUUUAGUUUUUUCCAGCUCUGGUCACCGCUGCACAAAGAACUCAAGAAUCAUAGCCUCUGGACUUUUCACAGCCCUGCACGUGGGUCUUACCUGGUCCCAGCCUCCAUCUUUAUCCCAGCUCCUUCCCCAGCCUGGCCGCUGGCCCUGCCUCUACUUCAGCUCUGACAGCCUCAGAGGCCGUGUUGGUCCAAACAUGUCAGUGAAGUAUGAAGACCUCCAGUACUUGGAGAGUGAAGGGAAAAGCCAGGGGUUUACAGAUGGGCUGCCUGCCCUCGAGACCUUCCUGCAGCGGCUCCUCUCCAGCACCCGCUCCUUCCUGCUCUCCCUGGGCCUCAGCCUCCUCCUGCUGGUCGGCAUCUGUGUGAUCGGAUCCCAAAAUUCCAAGUUUCAGAGGGACCUGGCAACCCUGAGAACAACUUUCAGCAACUUCACUUCAAACACCACGGCUGAGGUCCAGGCACUGAAAUCCCAGGGUGAGCCUGGUGGAAGUUUGCAAGAAAUGAUAACAUCUCUGAAAGCUGAGGUGGAAAGUCACAAGCAGGAACUGCAAGCAGCCCGUAGCUUGAAUGACAAGGUGCUUUCUCUGGAGAGCAGCCUGGAGAACCAGCUGCAGGAACUCAAAGCAGGUUAUUCCGAAAUGCUCUUGCGAGUCCAACAGCUGGUCAAGAACCUGAACUCCCUGACCUGCAAGAUGGCUGCUCUCAAGAGCAAUGGCUCGCAAAACAACUGCUGUCCUACCAGUUGGCUGGAGCAUGAAGGCAGCUGCUACUGGUUCUCUUCCUCGGGGAAGCCCUGGCCCGAGGCUGAGAAGUACUGCCAGCAGGAGGAUGCCUACCUGGUGGUCAUCAACUCCAGAGAGGAACAGGAUUUUGUCCAGGCCCAUAUAGGCUCCUCCUACACCUGGAUGGGCCUCAGUGAUCUGGAUGGAGUCUGGAAAUGGGCGGAUGGGACGGACUAUGAGACCAACUUCAAGAACUGGAAGCCAGGCCAGCCGGACGACUGGCAAGGGCACGGGCUGGGUGGGGGCGAGGACUGUGCCCACUUCCACCCCGAUGGCAAGUGGAAUGACGACGCGUGCCAGAGACCCUACCACUGGAUCUGCGAGGCUGGGCUGAGCAAGGGCAGCUAGGGGAGCGGACCACCUGGCCAAGGAAAUGGCGGGGCUGGGGGAGGGGGACCUUCUCCUUGUGGGAGAGGAAUAAUCCCUGGGAGAUUGGAGCACUGCCAUUGUUUGGAGUUGGUUUUU
Messenger RNA from Lagenorhynchus albirostris (white-beaked dolphin), 1798 nucleotides. RefSeq names its product C-type lectin domain family 10 member A-like. Bases 746 to 1681 code for a protein of 311 amino acids. The record is from RefSeq and is a predicted model, not a curated record. Gene Ontology annotation, molecular function: signaling receptor activity. The transcript is spliced from 10 exons. Lineage: Eukaryota; Metazoa; Chordata; Mammalia; Artiodactyla; Delphinidae.